This is a messenger RNA of Teleopsis dalmanni, 1046 nucleotides long. Its product is annotated as 28S ribosomal protein S15, mitochondrial-like. Gene Ontology annotation, cellular component: ribosome. Gene Ontology annotation, molecular function: structural constituent of ribosome. Gene Ontology annotation, biological process: translation. NCBI's taxonomy places the organism in Eukaryota, Metazoa, Arthropoda, Insecta, Diptera, Diopsidae. The transcript is spliced from 3 exons. The record is from RefSeq and is a predicted model, not a curated record. The coding region runs from base 137 to 973 and encodes 278 amino acids.
CUGAUGUGUAGGAAAAUUAAUUUGAAGUAACACUGGCACUCAGCAGCUGUUUGGAUUUGUGACAUAACCUUAACUGCUGGUCUCAGAGAGGUAUACUUUAUUUUGAUGGUUAUUAUAUUGGUGAAGUAAAAGAAAAAUGAAUAUUUGCAACCUGGUUAAAACUACCAUUAAUGUACAAAAACAACUAACACGGCAAUAUGCAUUUAAAUCGGAUUUAAAAAUAAAAUGGGUGCGACCGGAAAAAAUAUCUUGUAUUAAACCCGAAAAAAGUGGAGACUGCACCAAAUUACCGCCACUAAAUCCUCAAGAAUAUAUUCCUGAAUUUCAAAAUUCAAAGGAAUUAGAAAAUGCCGAUCCUAUAGUGCAAAGCAUAUUUCAAAUGGGUAACUGCGAACACCACUACACUUCUAGACAUCAUCGUUUAACUAUGAUAAAGGAGGUGCAAAGACAUUCUCUAGAUUAUGGUUCGAUGGAAGCGAAACUUGCGAGAAUGACGGGUCGAAUACGCAGCCUUCAGGAAUAUAUGGAAAAAUUCCCAAGAGAUAAAAAGAAAAAAGUUAUUUUGAAGGAGUUGAUUGAUAAACGUAAAAAGUUUCUAAAAUACUUGCGCCGUUGGGACUAUGCUCGUUUUGAAUGGAUAUUAGAAAAACUUGAUUUAGUAUAUAAACCACCACCAGAAUAUUUCCAUUGGAUAACACGCAAAGAAUCAUUACAAAAACUAACCAACACAUAUUGUGAAAAUAUUAAAGAAGCACGUUUAGAAGAGUAUCGUAAAAAAUUAGAAGAUGAACAAAUACCAUUUUUAGAAGAAGCUAUAAAGCAAUUGAGUAAGGCACGUCAGGACCAAAUAGAUUGCGAUGUCCCAAUUACUAUCACAGAAGAAAAGAUAAAUGAAAUGAAAAUUGAUCUUGAAAAUUUGAAAGUCUUUAGAGCAUCAAACAUGUCUAACAAAAAUGGUGAAGAUCUGUUUUAAACUCAGUUUCAUUUUUUUCAGCAAACAAACGAUAUAGUAGUUAUACAUAAUAAAAUAUUUAAUAUAUUAAAAA